ACUAGUCCAACACCUACACCUUGUUGUAUUCUAAUCUUUAAAGUUGAGAAUUGUGAUAUAUUAGUAAUACUAGAAUCAUGAUACAGAAAGUAAUGAUCUUAGGUCUGUUCCUGCUGCUGCUACAUUUUCCCAGCAUAUUUGCUGCUGCCACUGAUGAUGUAGGCUACUACUGCCCCGUCAACGGCUUAUCUUACACAGCAGGCAGCACAUUUCAAGUAAAUCUGAACACUACACUCUUCACCCACCUGAUUUCCAACGCUUCUCGCGCACUCUUCUCAACAUUCAGUAUCGGAACAGGUGUAGACAUAGUCUACGUCAUGUACUACUGCAGAGGGGAUGCGAGUCUAAAAACCUGUCAUAAAUGUGUCGAAACUGCAGCAGGAAGAAUACUAGAUGUCUGCAGAUUUCUGAAACAAGGCAUAGUUUGGUAUAAGGAAUGCACGCUGCGUUAUGCCAACAAAACGAUAUUUACCAUUAAUGAUGAAGAUCUUCGAGUUGCUUCACCGGUAUAUAACACAACUCAAGUUCUCGGUAACUAUUUGGAUAAGUAUAAGUCGAUAUUUGACACGGGUAUGAGAAACCUUAUUGAUCAAGUUGCUAAUAAUGUUAGCCUUAAACCACAAGGUUUUGCCACAAUACGAGUCAAUCUCUCGAGUCUUCAGACCUUACGCGGGGUUGCUCAGUGUGCUCCUAUGAUUACUGGUAUGUCUUGUGAGAGAUGCCUUGACGCGGGUCUUCGACUAAUGGAUCUAUGGACUAACUCUAUGGAAUUUCUUCCUGCUUGUUUUAUUGGGUUUGAUAUUUAUGGAUUACCUGCUUCUACCCCUCCUCCUCCUUCACCAUCUCUACCAGUGGGCAUCAAGGUUCUAAUUUCCCUGAUCUCCUUUGUUGUAUUGUUAUCUCUUGUUGGUGGCUUUUGGUUGUACAAGCGCCGUUUAUCAAAAGGGGAUCCACAUCCUCCACCUGCAAGAGGGGGAAAUGAAUUCUUCUUCCAACAAUCAGAUGAAUAUGAUCAAUCAAUUAUAGAAGAAGAUCUAGAGCCAAGUGAGAAAGGGAAGCAGCGUGGGCUGGCACAAUUCAGCUAUUCUGAGGUAGAAGAAAUGACGAAUGGAUUCCAGAAAAGAAUAGGCGAAGGUGGAUUCGCAGUCGUCUAUUAUGGUAUUUUACCAUAUAGCAGCAAAGAAGUGGCAGUCAAGGUGUUUUCGAAGAAUGAGGCUCCUAAGCAGUUUAGCACCGAGAUAGAAGUGCUAGGAAGAAUUUCUCACAAGAACUUGGUUUCCUUGUUGGGAUAUUGUGAAGAAGGAACCAAUUUAGCCCUUGUUUAUGAGUACAUGGCUAGAGGAGACUUGAAAGCUCUUCUGAAUGAAUAUUCCAAUGAAUUAAGCUGGAGAAAGAGAGUCGAAAUAGCAAUCGACACGGCUCAAGGACUAGAUUACUUGCAUAAUGGCUGCAGUCCUCCAAUAGUUCACAGAGAUGUAAAACCAGCCAAUAUACUCCUAAACAAAGAUUUCAGAGCAAUGUUAUCUGAUUUCGGGUUUUCCAAAAUCUUCCCCGCUGAAUAUGUAUCAAAUCUACAAUCCCGAGUUGUCGGGACUCUGGGUUAUCUUGAUCCUCAGUAA
Molecule: messenger RNA, 1619 nt
Organism: Amaranthus tricolor (Joseph's coat)
Lineage: Eukaryota; Viridiplantae; Streptophyta; Magnoliopsida; Caryophyllales; Amaranthaceae
Product: cysteine-rich receptor-like protein kinase 8
Exons: 7
Coding region: 78-1619 (513 amino acids)
Biological process (GO): protein phosphorylation
Molecular function (GO): protein kinase activity; ATP binding
Source: RefSeq, a predicted model, not a curated record